AUGUCGAAGGGCACGCUGGGUGCAGAGGUCCAGUGGUUGCUGCAAUUGGCCGGCACCGCAGCAGUCAUCGAGACGAUUUUUGAUUGCCUUUCCGAUCCCAGGACUACACAAGAUCUAGUGGUGAAUACAGAGGCCACGAAACUCACAGAUGGUCAAGGGAAGAAUCGCGUACUCUUCUUUGGCAAAGAGGUUGCUGGUACUGCUGUGGGUCAUUGGGUGUACUGCACUGCAAAGGGCAAAGAGUGGAACUCCUAUGAGAAGGGUCACCAGAAAAGUGGCUCGCAUCAGUUUUGCCAGUCUUUUGCACAAAUUUACAUGCUUGCAGAUUUGGUCGGGGACAAGGAGUUUGGAAGCCCUAAAACCAGCGCACGGAAACUCUUGGCGAAUCUUCAAGAGGCGCAAAAUGCCAAGGAUUUCAAGUCCUAUGGUGCCAACGUGCGCGUAGUGGCCAUGUAUUGGUCUGCGGCCCUCACAGAACUGCAGCAGCAGUCGCAGUCGACCAAAUGGCAGGGACAAACGCCUGAGGAAUAUCUUUUAAAGGAACUCCAGGGCAUCAACCAGGAGUUGCGGGAGCACAACCUUCAGACCCGUCGCAAGACGGAGCACUUCAACUUGAUCGCGGAGAGGGAAGAAGACAUUUCGAUUGACCUGGUGAUCAGGAAGCUGGAGUUUAUCAGCAGAAACGCAGAAGAGAUUGCAGAACUUUUGAAGUUUCAGCAGUUCAAGUUGAUCAGCAUUGAUCCGCCCAAAGUUGGCUCCGUUUUUUGCGACGAGAAGCCGCUUUUUGCGGGUGAAACCACAGGCCAAGAUGCAUGUGAAGAGAGGUGUGACAGUCGCAAGGACUGUCUCUGGUACAGCUACUGGAAGACAGACGAUCAACGGCACUGGUGUCGCCUCACCAAACACUGUCGGACGUUGAGUGCAGAGUUUAACUACGAGGUCUUCGUCUACAAGAAGAAACACACCGAGUUGCAGGAGGCGGGGCUGCAAGGCGCGAUCAGUCCCAAGAUUCUUGGCGCCAAUGGGCGGCGCUGCAGCGCAUAUCCCGCCUGCGCUGCAGUGAACCUUACGAAGGGCAACUGCUGUCCCAACAACAAUCGUAUCAGUCUCGCCUGUUGCAAUGCCACAGUGGCAGAGGCAGUGGCAGCACUGAAGGAGGCGUCCCAGCCGAAGACGCUCUUUCCGACUUUGCCGCCCAUCGCCCUGAAUGGAAGUGGCUUUGCGAAGCAGGAGAAGUGCCCCUUCACGAAAUUAGGGCACGCCAAAGGUGCGUGCAGCUCAACAGACGUACAGCAAGUGAAACAUCGUGAAGCCAAUGGACCCACACUUUUUGACACCUUGGAGAUCACUUCCUCGGUACUCGCGAGUUUCGGUGCCGGUGAUUUUAUGAAGCCCAGGAAUCUGAGCCAGCGCAGCUUUCGGAUCGUGACCGAUGAUCCUUUCUAUAGCUCGCCUACCCUGGAUGGUGGAGCAACUGACGAGGAUUCCUUUGAGAUCCCGCCCCACUUGGAUGCGGCGGCUGAAGGCUUGGUAGUGCCCUGGUCUUCCACCACCUUUCAUGGCUUGAUCAUCCUGGAGGUGGAAUCUGGGCAGCUGAUCCGCUGUACGGUUGGCCCCAAGGAAAGUGAUGCUGGUCGCGACUGGUUGCGAUUGCAUAACAGCGAUUGGGCUCCAAUAGCAGAGGAUGAUUGGCUGGAGCUGGGCCCUCGUCAUUGGUUUGGAGCGAUUGGAAAUUCGGUACAACUACAGCUGACCUUCCAAGAGCCGACUUCGGCGAGUCCAGGUCAUUCACCCGAGGAGCUGUCAAGCGCAGAUGCGUUGGCUGCUUGCGUGUCUUUCAUGAGUGAGGCAGCCGCGCAGCUGCGCUCGGAGGGUGGUCCUCACAGCUGGUCAAGACCUUUGGUGCUUUUCAUGCCGCCAUUGAAGUUUAUGGUGCUGAAUGGUUCGGGUGGCCCAGACCGGAUCGAUGAUAUCGAUGUUGACGUCUUAGUAAGGGUGAAGGGAUAUUAUACCAGUAACUUUGCGGAGAACUGUGCUGAAGGGCCACCAGAGCCCAAGCUCAGAGAUGCCAGUCCACUCUAUGCAAGAAACAAGCAUAGUUUUCUGAUCGUGGGGAACAAGCCAAGGGAGCGGAAGAAGAGCGGGGAACUGAGCCUAUUGAGCGUGCUGCAGCUGCACGAAGAAGGGCUGCUGACCGGACAUGGAGGUGAAGAAGCCAUCGCACCAGAGGCUCCAGAGUUCAUCCACCCCGUAGAGGAGGUGACAAGCCUGGCUGGCAGUGAUGUGGAGACUCUCUCCGAAUUAUCGGAAGCGCCCACGGAGAAUGUCUCCAGAUGCGCAGGAGAAAUCCCAUCGCAGUCUAGGAAACCUGACAUGGCUCUGUUCUAUCCCUUGUUGCGCUUGAAGCAGCGGCAGAGUCGAUGUGCGACGUUCAAUCUCCUGAACAACUUGAUGGGAGCAGGAUUGCUGACCAUGCCCCGAGCCAUGGCCGAUGCCGGCCUGAUCUCAGGGCUGGCCUUGAUGGGCAUUUUGGCACUGGCCAAUCGCUACACGAUGCUUCAGGUUCUUUGGAUGAGUUUGGGAACUCAGUCCGCAGGGCUGGCCUUGAGUGUCUUGGCCGCCUAUUUGUUACUGACUUUGGGCAUUCUGUCCUCGUACCUCAUGGUCAUUGUGGCCUGGGCCUGGGACCUUCUGAAUCUGGCAAUUCCUGGCUACCGCUUGCUGCAUGCCAGGUCAAGCAUAGAUUGGCCCUCUGAGGUGUUGCUGGCAGCGUUGCUAUGUUUGCCGGGAGCAAUGUUGAGGUUUGGAAAAGCCAUGUUCGAACCCUUCUCAAGUGCAGAACACCUCACGUCGCUGAAACAGGUGGCCCUCGUGAGCGUCAUUUGCAUGUUAGGUGGUUUUGACCGCGGUGUCUGUGAGUCCCGAGAUGUGGACCUGUUCCGUGGAGACAUUGGACGAUUCUUCUCAGGUGCACAGCUGGAAAUCAGCUCUAGACGCGAUGCAAUUCUGGGAAAAGGUGCGGCCCUCUUUUCUCUCCAGUUCUCAGUGCAAGCCGGGGGGAUUGAGGUCCUAAGCCGACUGGAUUCGGAACAGGAGCGCCAGGAUCAACAGGAGCCUGCAGGUUCCAUGAACUCGUUGAUGGCAGCUGAAGCCAUCACUGAGGUUGCCUACACCAUUGCGUUGCUGCUGUCUGCGGUUCUUGGGACGGUGAAGCACCUAGCAACCAGUCCUGCGGCUUAUCUCCGCUUCGGGGACCGCGUGGCUGGCAAUGUCUUGCUGGACUUCAGCCCCAGCACUUCGGACUCUGGUGCCAGUCACGACUCCUUGCCCAAGGACCGCUGUGAAAAUGAUCGACGGGAUGGCGUUGAAAGAUCCGGAAAACUCAUUCCCAAGGCUCUGGCUUUUAUCUUGCCAUGCUCGUUUCUCAUUGAGCUUCGGCGUCGGCAGGAGAAGGAGUGCCUGGUGCUUGAACUCGCCGAGUUGUCAUGGUUCUCUUCAGCGAAUUGGCUGGAGCUCCUGCUGAUUGCAUUUGGCCGGGGAGCCAAGGUCCAAUCACCGAUAUGUCUGCGCAAGAAAGACAUCACUUGGCUCACCCCGCGGGUGUCCACUUCAUAUGCUCAGGGCGCAGUUGGUCACAGUGGGGAAGCCCGGCGAAAGAUGGCUGCAUGCCACUGCAAUCUGAGUCGAGUUAUGAAAAUGAAGUAA
Cladocopium goreaui is the source of this 3705-nucleotide messenger RNA. Lineage: Eukaryota; Dinophyceae; Suessiales; Symbiodiniaceae. The record is from the annotation of a GenBank genome assembly.